Pestalotiopsis fici W106-1 is the source of this 1152-nucleotide messenger RNA. RefSeq lists its product as uncharacterized. The transcript has a single exon. NCBI's taxonomy places the organism in Eukaryota, Fungi, Ascomycota, Sordariomycetes, Amphisphaeriales, Sporocadaceae. The coding region runs from base 1 to 1152 and encodes 383 amino acids. The record is from RefSeq and is a predicted model, not a curated record. Gene Ontology annotation, molecular function: protein binding.
AUGGAGUCCUCAAGCCCACAGGCAAUGUGCUACCGUCAGGCGGCCUUGGCGGUUCUGAAAGGGGAUCUUUCCACCAGGGACGCCUUGCAGGCAUGUCUCGCCCACCUCGGACAUGACGGAGCCCUGCAUCUAGACGACAACGAGCUAGGCGACCGCAUCCUCGGCGAGCUGUUCUGGAAGGGCGACUUUGGGCCCGUUGCGGCUUGUAUCAAACUCUGCGAGUCCGCGCCCCUGCCCGAUAUCGUUCAUGGUAAGGUUCAUUUUUUGGAUGAUCAGGCCACGGCUAACCAAAGUCAAGUUGACCAACUCCUUUCCAUUUUUCUUGCGGCUACCUCGGAAUCGGCCAGACUGGAGGACUUGCAGUCGCUGCCCGGCUCAGAGAUCAUGGGCUCUGCGCUCUUCCGCCAAGCCUUGAUCAUAACGGCAAUUAGCAUUAAUAAUCUGAACCUGGCCAAGGAGCUCACCUACGAUGCAACCUUGCCCCUCCCGCCGGAUGAACAGCAGUGCGUGUUCAAGAUGCACAUUUCGCCAUUCUCGACACGCCAUCGAGUCCCCGAAUGCCUAUUGGUCCCUCUAAUCAACGCAGGAUGGUUGCAGGCGUCGCCAGAGUACCUCGGCCAGGCCGCGUGCAGCGAGGAUGCAGCAUACGGCAUUGCCUUGUUUGAAGCUCUACAGAACGGAGGUGUGGACUUGUACUCGAAUCCCAUCUAUGGCGAAGCACUACUCCGCGCCGCAGUCACCACCAGCCAGCCUGAGCUGGUCGAGUAUCUACGUGCAAGGUUUCCCCUACCCCUCACCGACGAUAUGGUGAUUCAGGCCGUCGAGGCCAGAAACGCUGGCGGCGUGGAGAUGCUCAGAUAUCUUCUGGAUCAUAACCUUGAUGUAAAUCAUCUUCGCUCUGAUGAUAUUCUGGGCAGCGACCCAAGAGAUCGAGCUGAGCGGGAUUACGCAGCCGGAACUGGGCCCAUGCCCAUCUCCGAAACCAAGACGGCUCUUCAUGCUGCUGCUGCAAAGGGCAAUCAUGAGGCUAUGGCCUACCUGCUGGAGAGAGGCGCAGACAAGAAAUUGAAAGAUGGUCUAGGCCAUACUGCGCAAGACAUUGCUGAAGCGCGAGGUUUGGUCGAAGCAUUGGAACUAUUGAAACGCGACUAG